AUGGCCGAGGAAAUCGACGAGUGGGAUAAACGAAUCCAGGAUACAGGGUGUGCAAAGGAGAAUGAAGCUGUGCUGAUUUGUUACGCGGAUAAGGGACGGGACUGGCGGGCAUGUAAGGAAGAGGUCGCAAAAUUCAAGGCGUGUCAUGAUAGAUAUGUCAAGAUGAAGGAGGCAGCGGAGGGCGUCAAGCUCGUCCGCUGA
Saitoella complicata NRRL Y-17804 is the source of this 201-nucleotide messenger RNA. RefSeq lists its product as uncharacterized. The coding region runs from base 1 to 201 and encodes 66 amino acids. The record is from RefSeq and is a predicted model, not a curated record. NCBI's taxonomy places the organism in Eukaryota, Fungi, Ascomycota, Saitoellomycetes, Saitoellales, Saitoellaceae. Gene Ontology annotation, cellular component: mitochondrial intermembrane space. The transcript is spliced from 2 exons. Gene Ontology annotation, biological process: mitochondrial respiratory chain complex IV assembly.